AUGAGAAACCACACAGCAAUAACCACCUUCAUCCUACUGGGAUUAUCAGAUGACCCACAGCUGCAGAUUAUAAGCUUCAUAUUUCUAUUAAUUGCCUACAUGUUGAGCGUAACUGGAAACCUGACCAUCAUCCUCCUCAUUUUAGUGGAUUCCCACCUUAAAACUGCAAUGUACUUUUUUCUCCAAAAUUUUUCUUUCCUAGAAAUUUCAUUCACUUCUGCUUGUAUUCCCAGAUUCUUGUACAGUCUGUCAACUGGUGACAGGACCAUUACCUAUAGUGCUUGUUUAAGUCAAAUAUAUUUUGAAUAUGUGUUAGCAGUAACAGAAUUUUUCCUCCUGACCAUCAUGUCCUAUGAUCGGUACGUGGCCAUCUGCAAACCCCUGCACUAUGUGACCAUCAUGAACCGCAGGGUCUGCCAAACACUUGUCUUCUGCUGUUGGAUGAUGACUUUGCUGCUGAUGUUGCCACUAUUUAUUUUGUUAUUGGGCCUGGAAUUUUGCGACUCUAAUGCCAUCGACCACUUUCUCUGUGAUGCUAAUCCUCUGAUGAAGAUCUCAUGCUCAGAUACUUGGCUUGUAGAACAGAUUCUUGUUGUCUGUUCUGUGUUGAUCUUCAUUAUGACUCUCGUGUGUGUGGUUUUAUCCUACAUUUAUAUUGUGAGAACGAUUCUAAGGUUCCCAUCAGCCCAGCAAAAAAAGAAGGCAUUUUCCACCUGUUCUUCCCACAUGAUUGUGCUUUCCAUAUCCUACGGCAGCUGUAUCUUUGUCUACAUCAAACCUUCAGCAAAAGAUGACACGGCUAUGAAUAAAGGGAUUACAUUAUUAAAUACUUCCAUCUCCCCCAUGUUGAACCCAUUUAUUUAUACUCUGAGGAACAAGCAAGUGAUACAAGCCUUUAAUGACUUAAUUAAAAAAUUGUACUCCUCUCAAUGA
Molecule: messenger RNA, 933 nt
Organism: Talpa occidentalis (Iberian mole)
Lineage: Eukaryota; Metazoa; Chordata; Mammalia; Eulipotyphla; Talpidae
Product: olfactory receptor 6C2-like
Exons: 1
Coding region: 1-933 (310 amino acids)
Biological process (GO): G protein-coupled receptor signaling pathway
Cellular component (GO): membrane
Molecular function (GO): G protein-coupled receptor activity; olfactory receptor activity
Source: RefSeq, a predicted model, not a curated record